GCUGCCUCCUUUCGGUGGACGCGUGCCAAAGUAGAAUGUUUAUGUGUACUGUGGACCAAUGGGAAUGAAUUGAAGGGGGCGUGGCGUUCAUUCGGAGGAAAGAGGCAAAAACAAUCUUUUAUCCUCUUGACCGGGCGGCUUCUUGGAUAUCCAGGGUGGUGGGGGUGUUGGAAAACUUUAUGUAGAGUAGAAUAUAUCAUACAAGGAAUAUCAAAAGCCUCGAAACAAUCCUGAUAAAUGUUCAUUUCAAUCUGCACUCAAUUCUCUAGAAAGCUGUUUUUCUUUCUUUAGAGCCACCUGUCCUGCCUGAAAUAUGAAUUCCAAACGUGUUGUGGACGCAGUGGGAAUAAGGGUCGGCGGAGCGCCGAAACACGGCGAUUUCAGCUGCCGCGGAGACUUCUCGGUGGUGUGCGACGCGAGUGUCGCCGCGGUGGAGAACGGUCUCCUGCCGGCGGUGUUCACCCGCAAGACCGACAUGGGAUCCGUGCUGUACACACUGGUAGUGGACAGUGGUUCUGUGGCAGAGGGAAGAAAAUCCAAUGGAUUGUCUUCGGGAGGAGAAAUGUUGCAGGGCAUGGAGAAAGUUGCUCUGAGUGGCCCGAAGGACCAAAGAGAAGCCGGUUCCACGGGGAUCCUGAAGAGGGCCAGCCCCACUCACUGCCCAAGCCACUGCCCCACCAUACACAGGCAGCUGCCAGACGGACUCAUGCUCCUGGACAUCAGGAACCCAGGGAAACGGGUGGAACUGGCCAACGGUUUCCACGUGGCGGCUCACGGGCAGAUGGUGACCCCUGCGGAGGGCCAGUCGCUUCCCUCGUCCUACAUCCCUGUCCCCAGGCACAGGAAGCCCUCGGGUCACGCCGACAAAGAGGUGAUGGCCGCCACCGUCCUGACGUCGCUGUCCACGUCUCCUCUGGUGCUCCACCCCUCGUCCACCCCCACAGCUGCAGUACCUGAGCCGGCCUGGAAGGAGGCGCUGUCUGCGAGCUACAGCAGCUCCACCAGUGGCAACUGGAGCUGGGACGCCAGCGACCAGUCGGUGCCUUCCACGCCGUCCCCUCCGCUCUCUAACGAUGCCAACAAGAGCUUCCUGCUCUCCUCCCAGGGAGAAGACGUCAAUGAGGACGGGCCAGAAAGCACGCACUUCCUGUUCGAGGACCCCAUACCCCGGAAGCGAAAGAACUCCAUGAAGGUGAUGUUCAAGUGCCUGUGGAAGAACUGUGAGAAGGUCCUGAGCACUUCCUCAGGGAUCCAGAGACACGUCCGCACCAUUCACCUGGGGCAGAUGAGCGACUCGGACUACAGCGAUGGCGAAGAGGACUUCUACUACACGGAGAUCGAGGUCAACAUGGACAGCCUAUCGGAGGGCCUGUCCAGCCUCACCCCCACCUCGCCCACCACGGCCGGACCUCCGCCCGUCUUCCCGCCUGCACUAGCCCACAUCCCCCGCUCCGAGCACAUCUGCGUGAAGGGGGUCCCCGGCGACGCCCCCAGCCUGCUCAGCCAAUCGGCCCCCUCCACGCUCUGCCACAUCCGCACUGACCACGCCUACCAGGCCAAUGCCUUGGUCAGUGUCCCAGUGGCUUCAGAGCUGGCUGGCCCGGGCAGCAGCGCUGACACUGGGAACAGCACCAGUGUUUCAUGGCUGCCCCCACCCGUUGCUUUUAAAGGCCUGCUUCCGGGUCCAUUAAGUCAUGUCCGGGCUGUGAGCACAGGGGAGCGUAGGCAAGCUGUGCCCGGCGCCAACAGCACUGUCAACAAGACCCACGCUCUGACAACACCGGCACCCAAACCAGCCCUGGGAACCAGACCCCGAGGGGAGGCGAAGAAGUGCAGGAAGGUGUAUGGCAUGGAGAAGCGUGACAUGUGGUGCACAGCCUGCCGCUGGAAAAAAGCCUGCCAGAGAUUCACCGACUAAAAGGCUACCCCCCUUGCUUCAUCGAGAUGGUCUCCUCCAUGAUCCAGAGCCACAGUGAGGCGGACUCCUCCAACGAGGAUAUGGGGGUGGUGGAAAAAGAGAAAUGACUUGACUAUGAAGCUCUCAGCACUGCUUCCCUACAGCUUUUGUAGCCAGCUUUUGUAGCCACUGCGCUGGCUUCAAACACAACAACAAAACCAACGGAAUUACAACUGGUGGGUUAACACGCGCUCAAGAAAAAAACUAAAAAAACCUAAUGUCUGUUUUUUCAGAACUGAGAGAUUUGUAAUCUGCUGGCCUUGAUUCAUGACAGUUUGAAGACUUAAAGAUAAGCUUUUUUUCAUAUAUUCAUGUGAUCACCAGGAUCGUGUUUAAGCUACUGUUAAGGUGGGGUUGGGGUGUAGAAAAUCUUGUGGGGUUAAACCCACUUUGCUCCAUCAGCAUCUUUGAGGAUAUAUGUUUGUCUGUUUGUCUGUUUAUUUGACAGCAGAUCUACCAAAGGCAAUCAUUAAUCAAAAUCUUGUUACAGCCAGUUCAAUUUCAAUGCCCAUCUGUAAAUAGGCAGAAAACACGGCUAAGAACCUCUACUUCCCCUCUUUUAUUUUUUUGGAAUAAGCAUUAACAGUAGAAAAAACAAUUAUCUUCAACUUCCACCGUCUGACAUUAUUUCUGUCUGACUCCAUAAUGUGAGAUAUGUGCUUCCUGUAUAGGAAACAAUCAAAAGUUCUGCGCGUUGUACAUCUGUCAUUUGCAUAAAUGCACGUAAAAAAAAAAAAAAGACAACAAAAAAAACGCUCACACAAAGUGGUACCAAAAGUUUCUCUUUCGUUUGUCGUUUCUAAUCAAACAUGUUUAAGACUAUCCACUUUUUAUUUUGUAGCUGUAACCUAGAUAUGCACCUUGAAGAAUUAUGUCUUCUCUCAGUAUCACUGUAACCACAGCAUACUCCCGGAAGAGUGGAUCUCAACCUUCUUAUUUUCUGCAACUAGUUGCCGUGGUAACUGGUGGUUGCACUGUGCAAUCUGUAGGAUUGCAAUACGUGAUAUUGUCUCUUGCUUUGAGUUGAUUCGUUAGUGUUUAAACAAGUCUUCAGAGGCGUGCGCCUGCGUGCGUGUGUUUGAUUUUGUGUGUGUGUGUGUGUGUGUGUGUGUGUGUGUGUGUGUGUGUGUGUGUGUGUGUGUGUGUGUGUGUGUGUGUGUGUGUGUGUGUGUGUGUGUGUGUGUGUGUGUGUGUGUAUGUGUGUGUUUGCGUGUGUGUAACUCACACAGCAAACUUGCUAUCAGGUCGAUCUCCCCCGAAUCACUGACUAAUUGCUGAUAGAUCCAACAGCUCACAUUCAAACAUGUUUAAGGCGUGUAGGGCCUUCAGCGUAUGACACAUUAUGAUGGCACAAAGCCAUUAUAGGGCACUCAUCAUGUAUUAAAAUAACCACGAUUGGACCGAACAAGAAUUGUAACCGUCUUUCAGAAUUAGGAUGGAUGGAGGAUUUUAGCAACAUAAUUAUGGCAGUUACGGUCACACAAUCACCUUUCCCUGAGGCAUUUCGUUUUAUAUUGUGAGCUUGAAAGCAUUCCUGUCCUACAAAUGUAUCAAGAAAAUCAAGUCGUUCUGUCCUGUUAAAGUAAUCACUGCCCUCUAGUGGAUAAUAGUCAGGUUACACAAUGCAUUUUACUCAAUAAUAAGUUGCCUCUCAACUCGAAUAGCUUUCAAUAUUGAUGUGACGGAAAGUCAUGCCGCAUUACUUGUGCCGCAUAAAUACACAGGUGCACGCACACACUCAAACAAACAAACAGACGGACACACAUACAUGCACACAUACACACACACAAACAAAAAAAUACAGAGUGCCUGUUUCUUCCUAUUUGUUAACUUUUGUAAAAGAUAAACAUAUGACUGCAGAACGAUUUGGCUUGGCAAUAUAACCUCUCUGUUGCCAUAGGGACGCCUGCGCUGCAAGCGAAAUGUGUCCAGCGCAGCAUCAUUGGUGACUUGUCAACCCUUCCAAUACAUCCCAAGGGAAGACACGCGCCUCGUUAGCUUGGAUGCUAAUAGUGGUCACAAACUGGCGUAUAUAGUUAGACUUUAACAAAUACCAGUCUUUUCUUGUUUGGUAAACCAACGUUUUAUUUACAUUUUGGGCUUUUUUUCCUUGAAAAUAAAAAAAAGUUUAUUUGCCUGUAAAGAAUAAAGUCCAGUGGAAUCUCAGAUAAGCAGGUUCUGCUCAAUAUCUUAGUGUGAAAACAGUCUACAGGUAUAUUCCGGUCAAAUUCACAAAGUGCCAAUGACAAGAACAUAGAAAAAGGAAAGGUGUGUAUAUGUACCUAAUAAAAUUGCACUAACUUGCACUGCGCAAAGUCAUGUUUUUAUACAUGGGAAUUUUAUAAAAACAUUUUGAAGUAAAAUGGAAUUUCUUUUUUCAUUUGUUUUUGUUUAGUCCUAUCGGGAAAUGUUGGGGGGGGGGGGGGGUAAAUCACUGCCUGAUGGGGCUUCAGGGAUGCGGGAGGGAGGGGGUGUCGGGAUGAUGUGUUUCACCCUGUGUUGCACUCUGUGCUGAGGAUGGUUUUCGACAGAACCUAGUUUGGUGGAUAAGAUGCUGAUUAAAGUGUUGUGGGUGUGUGCCUGUUGGGUGUGGUACGAGCAGGAGAGUCAGAGUGGCAGCAGUGGGAAGCAAUCGGCGUCACUCGGUAGUACAUCAUGAUAGGUGCUCUGUAAAUGCCGGGAGUCUCCUGAAGAAGACCCUUUGACUCCCUCCUGUAAAAUAAGUAAUAUCUUCCCCUAGCCUCUAUUCUGCUUGGAGUGAGUCUAGCUGUGGUGGUUGGUGCAGUGUUUGGCGACCAGUGUCCCAGUGUCCCUCCCGUUGUUCAUUGGUGUUGGUGUUCCUGAGGUUCUCUAGCAUGGCCGACCGAGGUUCUCUUUCUGUCUCUCUCUCCAUCGCCAGUUGAAAAGCACUUUACAAUUUUUUCCAUCAACAGUUGCAGAGAUCGGUGCUUUCAUCGGACGUUCGCACGCGUGCAAACUGUUUCAGGUCCAUGGUCUCUGCCUACCAUCGUUUUCUUUUUGAGUGAAUUGCACUAAAAUGGCCGCCACAGUCCACCGGUCCGGGUGCUUUCGUCCUCAGGUGUGCUUAGGAACGCUUGGUCAGAGAGAACUCUGGGGUAAGACAAAAAAUAGUUUGUUUUCGAGAAUAGAACCACAAAAGUGACGAACGACCGAAUCAAACGCUGAACCUAAACGUUUGGGCGAGUGGGAGCAGUGCCAGUUUGAAACUCACAUCAUGUUGGAGGUCAGAGGUGGAACUUGGAGGUGGCGUGGAGAUGCCAGAACAGGGAACAAGUUUCAGCUCUGAAUGAGUGGGCCUGGGGGAAUUGGGCACUGGCAGGUAAAGAGUAGUGGGAUAUAGACUAUUAUAGAUUAUUAUGUUGUUAGAUGGAUUUGUAGUUGCCGGGCUUUCCUGUAUAAACACAUCAUAUAGACACGUCCGUGAUGGCUUGUUUUCUUACUUUUUAUCUGUGAUGUUAUAUCUGUUAAAUUAAAACAAACUGUUUUACAGCAUAAGUUAGUCGCAUAGAAAAUUUUCCUCUGUGUGUGUAUUUUAAGGUAAUUUCCAAGCUAUAGUAGACUUGUAAAGACGCAAAUGUAAAUUGUAGCUUAGAGGCAAGUGGGAGAAGACAACAACCGGUUGAAUGUAAAGCGUAAAAAAGAAAAGAUUGUGUGUUAAUUUCCCUUGUUAUUAUGCUGGCUUCUGUUAUCAUGAACCUGUAGCGCUUCCUGACUUUACUAUCAAAUCACACACACACCAGCAAGAGACCCACCGCCACAUUUCGUAAUCAACAUACACAAACACACAACAAUGCAGUAUUCAGCUUCAAAUCCUACUUUGUGCAAUGAUAUGGUUUAAAAAAAAUUGAACAACUAACCUGAGCUCAUGGCUUAUGGCUCCUGCAGAUAAUCGUCAUGCCUUUUCCAUGCCAAAUGUCAGAUAUGUCAUAUUUGUAUUAUUUUCCGUUAUUGUAGUCGGUGUUACUUGUGCUUUUUUCGUGUCAAAGUUUAUGCCAGGCAGGUUCAUGUUUUGGCCUUCUGGGGUCUGUCUUGAGGACAGUGGUUUAGACCGGGUGUGAAUAUCUGUCCUGCCUCGCACAUUCCAGCAGACAGCAAAGCCUCGGCCGUCAUCCGUAUUGUGUCUACGACCGAAUCCUACGUGUUAAUGUCUCCUGUGAUCUUCUUCACUACAUUUCUAGACCCUGUACAUUUACUCCCCUGUUCCGUCAUUUGCCUCCUGUCCUGUGCUGCUUCACCGCUACCCCCCUACCCCCCAUCCAUGUGUCUAUACAGUUAAUUAAGCUAAUUAUACCCUUGAAAUGUGCAUCAUUGAAAAACAAAAAGAAAAAAAGCUUUCUCUUUUCCCAAAUACGAGCUAAGAUAAGUUAAGAGAAGUGGAUGUUGCUCUCCUGAUUGUCAAGGUUCUGUCGUUGUGUACGCCAACCGGCGCCCUUUCAGAGCGACAGGGAUCAACAAAGGCAGCUCCGCCGCCCGCCUCUUGCUUCCACUCCACUGCUGAGCUCCACAAUCCCCUAUUUUGCAUUUCUGUUUGUUUGUUUGCGUACGUCGUCUAUGUCACGCUGUCUUCUGUUGAAUUCUAUCUCUGCUUGCUGUGUCCAUACUGAGCCCUGUUAGCGGCUGUUGUGAAAGCUGACCCUUUGCUUCUCAUUGAUUGAUUGAUUGACAUGUAAAGUUGUUAUCAUGCAUGUUUAGCCUCGCUUGUUUAUGUUAUUUUCUUUAUCAUUUUUUUUCCCUCCAUACUUUUUUUUCUUUAUUCUUUUAAGAGAUAACACUGAAGGUUUUUAAUGUGUGUGUUUGCUUGUGUUCUGCGUGUGUCUACGCUUGCCUUUACAGCAGCAAUCAGCCGUUGAUCAUAUAAAAUGAUCCCCGUUUUCCAUUCACCGUGCUUCGUGGCUCCGUGAUGCUAUGCUAUGGGAGACAGAGAGGGAAAUACACACAGCUUCAGCCUUAGGCCGCGACCGCUGAGGGGGGCUAUCCACUCCACAGCCCCCAUACAUACACACACACAUAAACACAUGCAUACACACAGGAAGCAUUUUCUUAGGAAUGAUGCCCUCAAGGAUAGUGUGAAUGGCAAGCCUGUGAGAAGUGCUUGGGAAGAUGGAUGACCUUAUAUGGACAUGUGAUGAUGAUGCUGGCCAUGUGAUCGAUGUGAUGCUAUGUAAAAUGUCAUGGAGAGAAAAUAAAAACGUGAAUGGAUGAAG
Molecule: messenger RNA, 7182 nt
Organism: Gadus morhua (Atlantic cod)
Lineage: Eukaryota; Metazoa; Chordata; Actinopteri; Gadiformes; Gadidae
Gene: slc2a4rg
Product: SLC2A4 regulator
Exons: 9
Coding region: 314-1918 (534 amino acids)
Biological process (GO): regulation of transcription by RNA polymerase II
Cellular component (GO): nucleus
Molecular function (GO): DNA-binding transcription factor activity; RNA polymerase II cis-regulatory region sequence-specific DNA binding
Source: RefSeq, a predicted model, not a curated record